Dermochelys coriacea (leatherback sea turtle) is the source of this 6886-nucleotide messenger RNA. It is a transcript of the gene PSTPIP2, whose product is annotated as proline-serine-threonine phosphatase interacting protein 2. Gene Ontology annotation, molecular function: actin filament binding. The transcript has 15 exons. The coding region runs from base 66 to 1073 and encodes 335 amino acids. Gene Ontology annotation, cellular component: cytoplasm; actin filament; plasma membrane. NCBI's taxonomy places the organism in Eukaryota, Metazoa, Chordata, Testudines, Dermochelyidae. The record is from RefSeq and is a predicted model, not a curated record. Gene Ontology annotation, biological process: actin filament polymerization.
CGGUGUGGCUCAGACUCUGUGCAGCCUGGGGCACUGGGGGAUUCUGCUGCAGCUCUUCCUGCACCAUGAAGGAGACUCUGUUCAAGGGGAACUUCUGGAGUACCGAUUUAACAAGCACAGCUGGCUAUGACAGCAUCAUUCAACAUCUGAAUAUUGGCAGGAAGAACUGCAAGGAAUUUGAAGACUUUCUGAAGGAAAGGGCAACUAUCGAAGAAAAAUAUGGCAAAGAGCUCAUUAACCUGACAAAGAAGAAGCCCUGUGGGCAGACUGAAUUGAACACGCUGAAGAGAGCUCUUGAAGUUUUUAAGCAACAGGUAGAUGGUGUAGGGCAGAGUCACAUCCAGCUGGCCCAGACCCUCCGGGAGGAGGCCAGGAAGAUGGAGGACUUCAGGGAAAAGCAAAAACUUCAUCGGAAAAAGAUAGAGCUUGUAAUGGAGGCUAUUCAUAAAAAUAGGAAUUUGCAGUAUAAGAAAACAGUGGAGGCAAAGAGGCUAUACGGGCAGCGAUGCAGGGAUAAAGAUGAAGCGGAACAGGCCGUGCACCGCAAUGCAAACCUUGUAACACAAAAGCAACAAGAAAAGCUGUUUGUAAAGUUGGCUCAGAGCAAGUCAGCUUUGGAAGAUUCUGACAGGCUAUAUCAGCUGAAUGUUGGUGCGUUUGAGAAGAUCAGGGAAGAAUGGCAGAAUGAACACACCAAAGCCUGUGAGUUCUUUGAAACCCAGGAGUCUGAACGGAUAAACUACUUCCGCAAUUCGCUGUGGCUGCACCUUAAUCAGCUCUCUCAGGAGUGCGUCUGGAGUGAUGAGAGGUACGAAGAAACUCGUAGGAGUCUAGAAAUGUGCAGCAUCGAGAAGGAUAUUGAAUUUUUUGUAAAUUUCCAUAAAACAGGAAGUGUGCCCCCAGCUCCUGUGGUCUAUGAAAAUUACUAUAACACACAAAGAAAUGCAACUUCAACAAGAAAUCAGGCCCCAGCACCUGGGAUAGGGAGGAGGGGGCCGUUACCAAUCCCUGCGAGUGGGCCCGAUGACCCUGAAUACACUACGAUUGAUGGUUACAGUUUAAUACAUCACUAGUAUGAGCUGGUCUCAAAGCUGCUUGCCCAGUAGUGCCAGUGAGUGCAAGAAAUUAGUUGUCUGAUCCACCCAUCAGCGACCGUGUAUUCAAUUGCAAUUGCAGCAUUGGGCACAGUGAUACAGCAUGAAACUGUUUCUUCUUUUAAAAAAUAUUUUGAAACUCUGGGGUAAUUAUUUAGUAUGUUUUGAGGAUCCACACAAGGUCCAACAAGGUCCCUCUUCCUUCAUGGUGACAAACUACAUGGACUGAUGUCCUAUUUUCAAGGUCAGCAAGGAGGACAUUGAAUCUUUGAAUAAUAUUCGCUGAUCCAAUGGAAUCUCCCCUAACAAUGAGAGACACUUGUGUUCUGCUAUUGGUGAGAGUUCUUUGCGAUGUACAAACCUCAAAAUCUGUGUGGAAGACUUGGAAAGGAUUUUUAAAAAAGGAAUUUCUUCUCACCAUGAUGACUGAGGAUUCACAUGUGCCACUGUAGUGCUGCCCAUGGGAAUCAUGUGCAGUGCUUUGGGCAUGCUGGGGCAUGCACAUAGCACACAAGUCAAAGUAUGGUUUUGGUCUGUUAUGCUGGAUUUUCACCAGAGUGAUUAAGAUCAUAGCCUAGCCCAAAUUGUGGAGUGCUCAUUAGACUGCUUACUCACGGCAACGCUGAGAGUUAGAACUCGAGAGGUAUUUAUAUGGCUGUACUGCACAUUUGCUCCAGGCUACGCAGCGAUGUUGGAAGAAGUUGAUUCAUAUCCUGUCUCUAUCUAUCAUGCUUCAGGAGCCUGUUUGGAUUACACGAAUGGGCCGUUGACCUCAAUACGGGUCCUGACGAGAGGAAGGUGAACAAGUUAUGGCCCUUCAGUAGUUAACUACCUCCCUUCCCUGGUUCCACUGUGGCAUAGCAGUACAAUACAAAACCAUCCUUGCAGAUCCAGGCUGGUGACCCCUCCAUUCUUCUUGAAUAACUGGAGGACAUGAGCUGGCUGUCCGGAGAGGUACAUCCACAAGGCAGGGCUGGCUGCUGUUCAGCUAUCCGCCACUUAGCCUGCUCUCGACAGAUUCUGCAAACUCCAAUCAGGCUAAUCUGUGUGAGCAGCUGGACUCUUGGGUACAUUUUUUGACCAGGACGCAGAGUCAGAACCUCAUGAGGUUUUGCCCAUUGGAGGCAACAAUUCAGGGACGUUGUCAGCUGCUUCUUCUGUCUUUUUUGCGUUCCACUAUCCAAUACGCUUGAAAAUAAAAUAAAUAAUAUUUUCUUUCGCUCCAUGCAUCUGAAAAAGUAAGGUUUUUACCCAUGAAAGCUUAUGCUCAAAUAAAUCUAUUAGUCUUUAAGGUGCCACCGGACUCCUUAAUAUUUUCUUAUUGCCUUUUCCUGUCUCCAUUUAGCAAACCUUCCUCCCCCCCCCGCCCAUUUCUUGGGGUCUGAUCCUGCUCCCAUUGAAGUCAAUGGCAGAAUUCCCAUUUGUUAUCAGUGUUGUGGGGUCUGGCUCUUUCAUUUCUAAUAAAGCACAAACUAACUUGGUUACUGUUGUUGGCCUAGAGCUGCAAAACUCAUUUCUGGACCAGAACUUCCCCAGCUUUCAUGUCCAUCUCCAUUGGCUGUUACCUGUCAGGUGCACAGACACUAAUGAAGUCUGCCCAUUGGUGUGUAGCUCUCGGUGCGAGGGUGUACAGGUUUUAAUGUCUUGAUCUAGAGCAACAGGGAUGAUUCUGCAUCAAAUUGUGCCUGAGCUAUGCGUGAUUUGUACAAACCUAGGGAAUGUCGCUUUGUUUCCUUGUGUGGGAAAGACCCCAAUGUGAUAAGUGAGAUUUGAAUUCUUCCCUGCUACAGUUGAAUGACCUGUACGAAAUGCACAAUUAGAGGAAUACAUUGUCUUAUAAAAAAAAAAGACCCUUAAAUAUCCCAAUAUAAUUUGAUAUUGUAGAUUAUUUUUAAUCUCUCUCUCUCUAAAUAUAUAUAUGUAUUUUAGAUUUGAGGCUUGAAUACUGAACAUGUAAUUAUAUAUGCUCUAAAAUAGACUUCAAUGUGGGGGGUGAAUUUGCUCCUCCCACAUGCAAAGACCUGGACAGACUGGUUAUAGCCACAAGUACAGUGUGCAGGCAGGAGGCGUUGAAGAUUAGAGCUCUGCUACUGCACCUUUUCCCUCAUCUAACCUCUCUCUGCUCUACCAGUCCCAGUCCUCCCUUUGGAUCUCAGUCCUACACUACAGCCCACUACUCUUUCAAAUCUCUCCCCACAAAGGGUUCUGUCAAUGCUUCCCAACCCUAUCGAUCUGAAGUAUUAAUUGAGCGCUGGUCCUUGUAGCAUGUAAGUGCUGGUCUGUAUUCCUCUUCUGCUGGGCCUUUGAUGCAAACUUGCCAAUGCAGCACAACGUGGUCCGCAACCUUUCUGUUGCAAUAGCAUAUUCAUGUUCCCAGAAGAGUGUGGCGGGUGCCGGAUGACCAGCCGCCGAAAUACCGCCGAGAAGCAGCGGCAUUUCUGCGGCGAUGCUUCUUGGCGUUGCCGCUUCUGGGCGGCAUUUCGGCGGCUGGUUCCCAUGGGUACCGCAUUGGGGACCACUACGCUAUUCCAGUCCUGGGUCUCCAACACCAUUCUGCCAAUGCACCUCAAUGCUCACCUUGAGCUUGCUGGGGUAUGGACUUGUGCUUGUCCUCCCGUUCUGGAAUGUGUAGCCACUAGCACGUAUACUGUGUCUAUUCCAGUACAAGUCACCUACGGAUGUAUGAAACAUCAUUGACUGGAUCUCCAUAUAUAAUGGCUCAUUGGGCAGACUCUAUUUUUCUCUUGCCUCAGUUUGGAGAGGAGUGGAGGUGGGAAACUGAUCCCACAGGUUCCUGUAAAUGCAAGGGAAGCCCCGACUUUAAUGUGAUUGAAAAUGCUGAUGUAACACUCGUUGAAUUUAAACAGUGAUUCUCACUCUUUUUUCCAUCCUAGGCCCCCUUCCCAUCUAGCUGAAAUCCCGACCCAUUUAGAAACAUGGGAAGGAUGGGGUGAUUGUGAUCCCAACACUUGUUUGUGACAGUCCCUAUCCCUGUUCUAGUAGUUGCAACUCCCAAGAUGAGAACCCCUUAUUUAAAAGACACCAGAAGCUGAUCAAGCCUGGAUUUCAUUUGUAAAUCCAGACCACAGAGCAUAAAAGAACAAACAGGUAAAGUGCAGAUGAGAAAAUACAUCAUUGUUUUGUUACAAAUGCACACCAGAAUAGAUGGCUCAGUGAUACCACCUGAUCCUUAUAUGGUGCUUUUUCAUCAUUUGUUCUCAAAAUGCUUAACAAAGGAGAUCGUUUAUAAUUAUUCCCAUUUGAUAGGUGGGGAAACAGGCAUAGCAACUUGAUCUGUCACCUAGCAGGUCAGUGGUAGAGACAGGACUAGAAUCUAGGUCUCCUGAGUCCCAGUCCUGCAUUCUCUCACUAGGCCACACAGCCUCAGUGUGUGAGAAAGUUAGCAUUGGUACAGAGCCUUUGUGAGUAGUGACCAAAUGUUACUUCCAUCUGAAAGCUGUAGAAAGAGAAUUGACCCCAGAUCUACGAGCUAAGGCCUUUCAUUAGAGAUUACUGGGAUGGCAGCAUAGUAAGGUCAGGACCAUAGUAUAAGAACUAGUAUAAGAACUCAUAAACAUAUUGGACAAGAAGCUCCUUUUCUCUGCUGGGAUUUCCAGGCUGACUCAGGGCAGUAGAUGGUCUUAUUUUGAUUCUUGCCUACAAAAACUGAUACUCAACAACUUUCAAAGUGGUGCACUGCGGUUUAGGCACAUGACUCGCAAUCAUUUUAAUGGAAGUCAUGCAGCUAACCCCACAUGCAUCACUUGAAAAAUGGAGGGGUUAAAAUGCAGCCCCAUAUCAGUUGUCCAAGAGUGACUAUCCUAUCUCAGUCCUGAGAGUAGGGACCGUGAUUAUUUAGUUGACUGAAAUAAAUACACCAGGACCCCAAUUUAUAAGUGCUUUUCGAAAGGAUCUUUUUAGUUCAGAGAGUAGUUAAUCACAGGGCAAUGCCAUGAACAUUUGAAAUGUGGAUUGCUUUACUGUAUUUGCUCUCUGAUUUAAAGAAGUCAGUCCUGAAAGCGAAAGCAAAAAGUAUGAGUAUUCUGCCCAGCCACUCUUAAAGAGAAAGCAAGCAAGCUGCCACCAAAAAUAAAGGUUCUUCUCUGAGUUGUGUCCUAGAGAGUGUCUAAAAGCACUUCAAAAUCAAUAGGUCAGUACUCCCUAGAUAAAAGAGGAAGGUUUGAAACCACUAGUAACGCAAUAUUGAGUUGUUUUUCAGGAUGUGAAUUAGGAUGAUGGUAGGCAUGUGGAAAUACUUUCAUUUCUAGCCUGACGUUUUCAGUUUCUAAAGGAAUUUGAAAAGGCAGAUUAUUUCAAACUAUAAAAUGUUAAUGAUAAAAAUAACAAGUGUGGUCAGUGGCUAUUGUAAAAGCUUUUUAUGAUUGUGAUUAGAGCAAUAGUAUGUAAGAGUUGAGGUAAAUUUGGAAUAUACCUGACUUUAUUAAGAGUUUAGCACAACUGGGCUAAAGUGAAACUUCACAAGCAAGUGGUGCAAGGGAGCUUUCAAUCUGGGGCCGCAGAACUCCAUCAACCAAAACCCCCCCAUCCCUGUAGCUGCAGAGUUACAAGUGAUACGUCACCAGAAAAAACAAUGAGGAGUCCUUGUGGGACCUUAGAGCAUAACAAAUUUAUUUGGGCAUAAGCUUUCGUGGGCUAAAACCCACUUCAUCAGAUGCAUGGAGUAGAAAAUACAGUAAGAAGGUAUAAAUACACAGCAUAUGAAAAGAUGGGCAUCACCAGAAAAAACUCUCAUUGGAUGUUUGUUUCCAAAGCAUGACAUUUGCUAGCUGCUUUUGGAAACCGUAACUUUUCUACACAUUAAACCUCCUGUGAAUAUCCUGCUGUAUUUCUCUGUGCACUUGCAGCACAGAGAUUGCUGUGUUCUAUGUUAAAGCUAUUAACUGAAUGAAAAGAGAAUUUGAGCUAAUUUGGAAAUUAAGUGCAAAACUCUUUCUUAUGUGCACUGCAAAUUGCGAUCGAUUGUAUCUUUGUUACUCAUUGUGUGAACUGUUAUUGACACCAGUAGACUUGCCAAUGUUGUAGCCAAUACAACAGAGCCCUGAGGGCAGGCAAGUGAUCUGUAGUGUGACUCAGAUGGAGAGAACAUUAGUUAGUGGCAAUAAGAAUUUUAGGGUAGCUAAACUAUUGUGGUUCAGAAGAGGACAUCAGUUAAUGUGUCACAAAGAUAUCACUCACCACUGCAGUAAAGGAGAGGGAAAAAAAGCUUGAAGUAAGUUAGUGGAAGUUAUUUUUGCUUAUGUUCGACUAUCUGUAAUGGGCUUCCUAACCAGGAUUUUAAGGCCUUGUGUCCAUAGACCUUCCUGUACAUUUUAGCAACCAUGCAGGCACAGUUUAACCUGUGCCUGAACACCAGGUGGUAGGUCAGUGUGGCUAGAUCCAACGCUGUUGGAAUGCUGGGAUUGUGAGAGAGGGGAAAUGUGCCGUCCAGUAACAUCACAACGACAUACUGUCUCGUUGCUUGGAAAACACGGCAGAACUGUUUGUUUGCAGAGAGCCUUACAAAGUACUUGUCCAGAACUGAUUUUUGUUAGUAGAAAACGAAUGAGUUUUGACUGGUAAAUUAUCUGCGUGAUGAGCUCUGUCUGUGCUGAGUAAGAUGUGCAGUGUUAUAAAUGAAAACAAAUGGGUGCUAAAUGGUCUGCUUCGCCCCGGGCUGUGCAUUUUAUUGGAUUGUUUUUGUAAACUUGUAAUGAUUUGUUGGUCGUGUAAAUUAAGAACGAGCAGUUCCCUGCUAUCAUUUUUCGGAAUAGUUAAUAAAAGGGUCAGGAUAC